UGCGAUUAUACCGUUAAUUUCAUUAACUCAUUUACUUGUAUACAGCUUUAUAUAUUCCCAUACUUAUAGCUAUAUAUCUAUACUCAAUAUUUGUUUACAAAUUCAUUAAAAUGUAAAAAAAAAAUAGUAAAGGAAACUUUUUUUCGUAUCCAGACCGUCUUUUAGAAUAUUUAUAUAUCUACAUGGUAGCUAUAUACAGAAGUAAAAAGGUUUCUUGGUCAUAGUAAGCUUAUGUUGUCAAUAUGCCAAAAGAAAUAAAAAAUCUUUCGAGGCGUAGGAAGUACCAAUUAGCGAGUAAUAUUUUAAAAAACGUAGAUAAUUUUCAUGAUGCUAACGUAAAAGAAAAUCGAAUCAUUCAGGAACUAUUCACAGCAGCAGCAGCAACAGAAGCUAAUAAUAAUAAUAAUAAUAAUGAUAACGAUUAUCAUUACUCGCCUCUCCAAGAACAAAAUGUUCAUCUCCAAACAAAUUUCAGUAUUCAUCAAUCUAAUGACAUUGAUAUACCUCAACUUUUGAAUAUUUUAUCAUUAGAUGAUUUUAAUUAUGUUGACGUUGAAGACCUGACUAAUGAUAUUUGCCCACGUGGAUUUGACAAUCAAAUUGAUGAGAACCAGCUUCAUGCUUCAAAUGAUUUAAAAACAGACCUACGUUUUUGGUUUUCCCAAAACAAUGUGUCACAGCGGGCUGCAAACAGCUUAAUUGAAAUUCUUAGGAAUCAUGGACACAGUGAAGAACUAAAUAAAGACGUACGAAGCUUGAUGAAAACACCACGACAUGCUGCUGGAGAAAUUAUUCAAGCUAAUGGUGGUGCAUAUGUCCAUUUUGGAAUUUCUUCUGGAUUAAAGCGCUCAAUAGAAAAAUAUUUUAUUGAAAUACCUAAUACUAUUUCUAUUCAAGUAAAUUGUGACGGGAUGUCAUUUUCCAAUUCAUCAAAAAGUCAAUUUUGGCCUUUACUGGUGGCUAUUGAAGCAACUUUCUAUACGGAGCCAUUUAUAGUCGGUCUUUAUCACGGAUUUUCUAAGCCCGAAGAUGCGAAUUUUUAUAUUUCUCCAUUCGUCGAAGAUAUGAAAGAGAUUUUUAGGAAUGGUAUUAUAAUUAAUGAAAAAAAAAUAAAUAUUGUUAUUAGCGCUUUUAUAUGUGAUGCUCCUGCAAGAGCUUUUUUAACACUCACAAAACAUCAUAGCGGAUAUUUCGGCUGCUCCAAAUGUUGUCAGGAGGGAGAGUAUGAUGGUCGUGUUUACUUUCCUGAGCUCAAUAGCGCUUUGCGAACCAACGAAUCUUUUAAAAAUAUGAGCCAAGAAGAACAUCAUCGAGGGGAAUCUAUUUUGCAUGAUCUAAAUAUUGGCAUGGUAACACAGUUCACUUUAGAUUACAUGCACUUAGUUUGUUUGGGUGUAGUUAAACGUUUAGUGCAAUUUUGGUUUCGAGGUCCACGGAAUGUGAGGUUAUCUGUUGAUCAAUUGAGUUUAAUUGAAAAAUCAUUCACGGAUAUAAAAAGCUUUCUUCCAUCAGAAUUUUCGCGAGAACCAAGAUUUUUUGACCUGAUUGAUAAGUGGAAAGCCACGGAAUGCCGACAAUUUCUUUUAUAUACUGGACCUGUAAUAUUGAAAAGUUGUAUGCCCAGUCGACAGUAUAACCACUUCAUUGCUUUCAGUGUCGCAAUCCGCAUUUUAUGUGAUCCCCUUCGAUGCAUCAGUCUUAACAGUUAUGCGACUGAAUUGUUACGAUGGUUCGUAGAUGAAUAUGAAAAAUUGUAUGGAAGACUCAACUUGUCAUAUAAUGUGCAUAAUUUAAUUCAUCUUCCUGAAGAAGUUAAAAAUCACAAACACUUAGAUAAUUUCAGUGCAUUUAAAUUUGAAAACUACUUGGGCAAAUUAAAAUAUAAACUUAGCGAUGCACCUAAACCUCUUGAGCAAAUUUGUAACCGAAUUCAUGAAGAAAGCAGAUUACCAGUUGUAAAAAAAAAAUCUAAAACUCAUCCGAUUAUAAAAUUUGAGAGGAAUUCUUCUAAAAUCGUAUCUUUGGAAUUUGAUGGAUUUAUUUUAAACAAAAAAAAAAUGGCUUUUGCUGCUUAUUAAAAAAUGACACCAUCUUUUUAAUUGAAAAUUUUCAAAUAAUUGAUAAUGUUGUUCGUAUAAUAGGAAAACAAUAUACAAAAUUUAAUUCGUUGUACACUGAGCCAUGCGAUUCGAAAGUUUUAAAUAUUUAUACGAUAGAAAAAUAUUGUAAGACGCUUCAUUCUAUUUCUAUCGAGCCUUUAUUUAUAAAAUGUAAAUGUGUAUAUUUUUUAUUACCAUCCUGCAAUGAUGCAGUUGUUAUUCCUUUA
This is a messenger RNA of Microplitis mediator, 2326 nucleotides long. RefSeq lists its product as uncharacterized. NCBI's taxonomy places the organism in Eukaryota, Metazoa, Arthropoda, Insecta, Hymenoptera, Braconidae. The coding region runs from base 243 to 2078 and encodes 611 amino acids. The transcript has 3 exons. The record is from RefSeq and is a predicted model, not a curated record.